UUUGUUGUUGUUGUUUGUUUGUUUGUUUUAAAAAUAUUUGAGGGUGUUUUUUGCGUGGACGUCUGCUUAUGCGUAACUUUUUUCUUUUUUUGUAAUUAUUGGUUGUAGUAAUUAUUUCCAGUGUAGAAACUACACGUUCUAUAAACACUCCCUUACUAGAAAACAGUUUAUUUUUAUUCCACAUAGUGUUUCUUAAAUAUAUUCACUAUUUCCGCAAGAAUAGAAACAAAAGUUCUGGCAGGAAUAAAAUCAUUACAAAUAAGCGUGUGUUAAGCUGUUAGGAAGGUAGGAGAAUACAGCCAGAAUGCCCGGAUGUGAGGGCGGAAUCUGAUUUGUCCACACGAAGAAUAGUUAACGUAGCUCAAGAAAACGGUUGUACACCUUCACAUUUUUUUGGUGUUUAAAUACAAAUACAUACAAUAAAUACAAAUAAAAAUUAGGUUUUUUUUAAUCCAGCCAUUCAAAUGUGUGAAUUUAGUAACGAUAGACGGCAACCAUUUAUUUAUAAUGUUUAUAUUUUUAUAAAUUACUUUAAUAAAACAACAACCAAGUUGUCUCAAGUAUAAAAAUGAUUUCAGUAACCUUUGCAUACCUGAUAUCAUACGAGUGUAUCACAAAUCAAAUGUGAAUAUUUGUCGAAUAAACACGUUUAAAGCCCACAGAAAGGGACGCUGGGAAAUGUAGUUUAACUACAUAUCUUUUAAUCCGGUCGCAGGAUUAAUUAUCUACUUCCGCGUGUGACGCAGCCAAAUUUUAGCGCCCGUUAAACAUCAUAAAAUAUUAUUAUACAAUAAAAAUCAUUAAUGAAUGUUUGUGUACGAUAUGAAAUACUUGAAUGUUUUGUAGGGCAGGGAGUGAAGCCGAUGUACAGACUACACUUCCUGUGUGGCUGUUUAGCAUUGUGGUAUUUGUAGUUCUUUAAACACCCCUUAGUCUGUUUGUGUCCAUAAAAAGGACUACAAUUCCCAGCUGUGUUAUGUAGCUGUCAUUAGGGGUUUCGUCUCCAGUUCAGGUUUCCGAAGUCGCCUUCUUCAUCGCAGGUGCUAAACAAAUGGUUUAAUUUGACAGUCUGUUUAUUUUUGAUAAGAGCCGUCCAUGAUGGAGGAUGAAAGCAGAUCCAUCCACGAGCAAAGGUUUGCCGCUGCGGUCAAAGUGAUCCAGAGUUUACCUUCAAACGGUUCCUUUCAGCCGUCCAACGAAAUGAUGCUGAAAUUCUACAGCUACUACAAGCAGGCGACUCAGGGGCCGUGCAACAUCCCCCGCCCGGGGUUCUGGGAUCCCGUCGGCAAAGUCAAAUGGGAUGCAUGGAACGCACUUGGAGACAUGCCAAAGGAAGAGGCCAUGACGGCGUACGUGGAUGACCUCAAGCUGAUUCUUGAAAGCAUGCCCAUGACUGAGCAGGUGGAACAGCUGCUGCAGGUUCUCGGGCCGUUCUACGAGCUCGUAGACGAGAAGAAGAAGAUCAACCAUGUUUCAGACCUGACUGCAGGCCUCGGCAGCGUGAUGUCGGCGCCGUCGAAGAGCGUCACGAAAAGCAUCAUCAGAAGCAUGGAAAUGAACGGCACCUUGGACGGCCACGGUCCUAACAAAGCAGAAGCCCCGGAGAUCAACGCAAACGAGAUUAAGGAGCAGGAGGACGGAGGUGAGGAUGAUGAUGACGACGAUGAUGAUGAUGACAGUGGAGAUGACGAGAAUGAAGAGGUAGAAGAGAGCGAGCAGCUGAAAAAAGCCUCCGCCGUGAAGAAAAAGACCUCGGCUGGAAAAGGACUUCAGAAUGGCGGUAUAGGGCAUAACGUGUCUCCCGUGACCAACGCCACACACUGCUCCAAAUCCGCUCUGAAUGGACAAGACACAGAGGAGAACGACGGAGAGAUCCAACACGUUAACGGCCACACUACAGAUGAUAAUGAAGACGUGCGCGGCGCUCAUCACGUGGCCUCGGACUCGGACAGCGAGGUGUACUGCGACUCCGUGGACCAGUUUGGCAUGGAGGAGAUGUUGUUUAUGCGUGUGCAGCAGAGCGGUGAUUCUCACAUUUCCUCUCUGGAGGAAAGCUGCAGCACUCGGUGUUCUCAGGAGGAGCCGCAGUCGACCCACAGAGAGUCUGCGAUCCUGCUGAGAGGACCGGAUGGCGUUCAGCACGGAGGAGAAGACGGGAAGACGAGUGGUGGAGGAGGAGUGCAGAGAAACAGUCUGAGCAUGGGCAGACCCGGGAGCUCUCUGACCAGGAGAGGACGAGGGUCCAGGUCUUCAGGCUCGGGGUCAGGGGUCACAGGGUCGUUACAGGGUGCAGGAGGUGACGGGGAGCGCUGGGGGUCCGACGGAGCCGGAGGCAGCGAUCUGAACGAGCAGAUCGUCACGGCUUUAACGCGGCUUCAAGAGGACAUGCAGAGCGUCCUCGAGAGACUGCACACACUCGAGGCUCUUACUGCCUCACAGGCGAGAUCAGCGGCCUUGCCCUCAGAAUAUCUGCUGCCACCAGCCAGCAGGACUCACAGGAAGUCGUCCUGGUGGCCGUUUUCCGUUUCCCCGGGCACUGUGGCCUUCGCUCUCGCCUGGCCUUUCAUCGCACAGUGGAUCAUCCGUCUGUAUUUCCAGAGACGGAGAAGAAAACCCCGCUGAGACGCCGUGGCAUAGAGGUGCGUGCGGUAUAGAGGCCGGCGUCCUCUGGCGCAUCUCGUCUUUCUAACUCUGGCUUUUGCACUACGAUACGAUGAAGACGCUGAGAUUCGUGAGCAUCGGAAACAAACCGAUAGAUGAACGUGUGCCGCUUCUUAACGCUUUUUUGUACGGUUUUUUUUGUCUGAUAUUAAGUGCUAAGAUCUACAUAACCUGCUUGGUUUUAGAAAUGAGAAAUGUAAUGAUGUAGUUAAGAGAAAUUCUACACUGUAUUAUUAUAGAUUUUUUUUUUUUCAUAUUGAAAUCUAACAGGGCAUUAUGAUAACACGUUCAUACGGCGCCUGACGUGGUAGAAAUAGACGUGUGGGUCGUUCUGCUUCACCAUAAAGCUGCUAAUAGGCGUCAGCUCUGUAGGGACAUGUAGAAAUGAUACUGUAUAAUCGAUCUACUGUUUGUUUUGUAAUGAUCCGUGUGGCCAUUCCGGUUUGGCUUUGAUCCCCUUUCCGUAAAUCGGGACGAGUUUGCGGCAGAGCCGUAGUGAAUUAACGUUAGAUGCCGGAUGAUGAGUCCUCAGGUUUGAAUGUGCGAGUUAGAUAAGUAGUCAAAGCCAUAAUCACAAACGGUGCAUAUCAGCACUGAUGUAGAGGAGGGACCGUGCAAAGGACGUUUUAAGGAGGAACACACCUUUUUCUUGUCACUGGGGUGGAGAUCACAAGGGGACCUUUAGUCGGUCUGUACAGGAUUUCAUGGAGUUUUUUUUAUUGAUUGUUGUGGCGAAAAAUUCUUGAUUCCCCCCCCCCAAAUUUGCGAUGGAGUGUUUUGCCUUUUUUUUUUUUUUUGAAAACUACUUGAAUCGGCGAAAUCGCAGUCUGUUUUGUGCGUGAUGUUUGUUGGUGAAUGAGACCUCUUAGACCUAUAGUGAACCGAGGAGGGCUUUGGCUGAACGCGCGUUGUGAUGAGGUCACGUGACUCGUCUUGGCACAAACCUGUUGUAAUGUUGAAAGAUUGCACGCUCCUCCGAAUAUCGCGGAGUUUUCUUGAUUGUGCGUUCAUUUCUGGAAGGACUGUCCCCCUCGGUUCGGUCGCCUGCCGAUUCCCACCCUCCGUUCAGAUCUCCGCUAUCAUACGACAGCUCACGUGCUUCCUCCGAGACGACCGCAGGCACACUCGGAGGAAAGCGCUAUCUGCCCUCUUCCACAUAUGUGAGCUCACGGAUGCGCAUAAUUGGCUGCUGUCUCUGUGACUGACAGAGGAGAGAGAGAGAGAGUAUGCCCCGCCCACCCGACGAGCACAGCAAAUUGUACUCCGGCGUUUUAAGUUCACUCGGCACCAUUCUGUGAAUCCCUCCAGGAUUUCACGAUCGCAGAAAUCUAGAAAAUUACCGCAGAUUUGGGCCGAGACGCGUGACGUGACGUGACGCCAUCACGAAGCCCUCUUCGAUUCACGUGCGUCGGACACGAGUACAGCUAAAACUCUCGUUUACCAACAAACCUCGCCGUGAAAGAGCGCGCAGAACAAUUAGUGCAAAUGCAAUUUCGCCAAUUCGAGUAGUUUCCUGCAAAAAGAAGCGCGGAAACCUGAACGAGUGUGCAGAGGCCCAGCAAGAUCGAGUCUUUUUGACUGCAACCAUCACACACACACAAAAAAAACUGUGGGAAAUUCUGUAUGGACCGAUUCUGCCAUGUUAGUCGCUUAUCCAGACCUUCGUAAGCAACGUUACGCAACUCGACUUUUACAAAUUUUAGUUGAACACCAUUACUGUAGUGUCUUUCAUCCGGAAACAUGAACAUAGUGUACCUUUUAAAAAUCAUUUAAGAGGCAUAAAUGGACCUUAAGGAUCACUCUAAAAACAGAGUGUUUGUUUUUUUUUUUUUUUAUACCUCUGGACCAAUCAGGGUGCGUUUCACUCGCAAAUCACGUGAUUUUCCGCCUCCAAAACUACGCCUUCCUCAUCACAGCUCACAUCAAACAUUUCAGCUAGGCUAGUUUGGUUACUUAGCCAAGACUAGCUAGGAUUGCUAAGAACGUUGUCAUGGUUACAGCGUACACGUCGUACAAGUCAUGCUGACCAUUUAUUUAUUUAUUUUCCUCUUCAUCCUGCCAAGUCUCACGUCAAACCGGCCAGACGCGUUUCUCCCAACUGCUGCGUCGCAGGCGAGCGGGACCCGCUCGGAGGAAAGCGCCGUCCAUCCACUUCCACUUCCACGUACGCGAGCUCACAGACGCACACGAUUGGCUAGUGUUUCUGUGAUUGACGGGAGACACAGAGUAGGCCGGAACAGGAGCGUGUAAUUCCUACACAUCAUCAUUACUCUCUGUUGUCUGCAGACGUAUACAGAAACCCCCAUAAACACGUGUAUUAGGGCUUAGCGCUGUACGUUUUGCCAGAAACGAUGUCUGGAAAAAGCGGUGUUUAAUAUAUCCGCACACGAUAAGCGGCACAUCCUAAUUAAUCACACUUUAAUUCUAAGAAAAGUCACGCAAUUAUUGUUCUGAUUAGAAACGCUUUCAAAUAUUUCACGUUUUUUUGUUUUUUUUUUUUAAAUCUGUUAUUAUUUGUCUUUUUUUUUUUGUUCUUUUCGAUUCGUUGUACAUACGCACUAUCGGACAAGGUUUCAGACGGUCCUUCUGUUCAUUAACACGUUUGUGUUAGAUUGCAUAUAAUUGAUGCAUUUCUGUUCACGUUUCUCCUUCAAACCCUGUGUUUUGUUUCCUCUUUAGUGUAAAAUUGUUCAAUAAUGUUAAUAGUUAUUAUAUGUGUAUAUUAGAAAUAGACUUAUAAAUAGAAAUAAACUGAAGUGAUAUUUUCAUUGUAUCAUACUGUAAUGUAGCAUCGGCUUCUUUGGAACAGUAAUUAGAAGAAGAUGUAAGUAAAAGCUGCGUUUUAUUAGAAACACUACCUUUCUACCGCUGACCAGUGCACGUCCUUACCCUUAACCCGAAGCACCAAUAAAAUUUCCGAGAGCUUUUGGA
Ictalurus furcatus (blue catfish) is the source of this 5592-nucleotide messenger RNA. RefSeq names its product acyl-CoA binding domain containing 5a (gene acbd5a). The record is from RefSeq and is a predicted model, not a curated record. Gene Ontology annotation, biological process: autophagy of peroxisome; fatty acid metabolic process. Bases 1096 to 2622 code for a protein of 508 amino acids. Lineage: Eukaryota; Metazoa; Chordata; Actinopteri; Siluriformes; Ictaluridae. The transcript has 13 exons. Gene Ontology annotation, cellular component: peroxisome. Gene Ontology annotation, molecular function: fatty-acyl-CoA binding.